AUGUCCUGGGCUAGGUCUUUGAUUGACUCAGAUAUCGCGUCAUGGAUCUUCAGUGAUGAGUGCUAUGUGCAUCUCUUUCGUAACUCUAAUUUGUCGUGGUGCAAAGAAGGGAUAAACGCAACGAUUGAAUUGAAAAACCUCAAUUAUGAUCUGGGGAGGAAUUUCUAUCGUUUUUGGCAAAAUGCUCUUCAUAAAGAAGGAGAAGUAUGCAAUCAAUGCCCAGGUCUAUAUCAGAGACAUUCUCCAGGGCUAUAUUGAGCCUUUAGAUGGAGACUACACCUUCGUUCAGGAUGGGGCAACAGCCCAUACUGCAAGGCAGACUAUGGAAUAUUGCAGAGAAAACGGGAUUGAUGUGAAGACUCAAUCGCCGAAGAGCCCAGAUCUCAAUCCAAUUGAGAUGAUCUGGGCCAAUUUGAAGAGGAAAGUGGAGAAAAAAAGCCUGACAGCAAAGCCAGACUAAUUGCUGCCAUUCAGGAGUCAUGGGACGAAAUUUCUUUUGAGGAAGUGCAAAAUUCCAUUCUUAAGGUGAAAAAUGAAAGAGCAAGGCAGGUCAUUGAAGCGCAAGGAGAAUGGAGUUAA
Blepharisma stoltei is the source of this 579-nucleotide messenger RNA. NCBI's taxonomy places the organism in Eukaryota, Ciliophora, Heterotrichea, Heterotrichida, Blepharismidae. The record is from the annotation of a GenBank genome assembly.